This is a messenger RNA of Aspergillus sclerotioniger CBS 115572, 1495 nucleotides long. RefSeq lists its product as uncharacterized. The record is from RefSeq and is a predicted model, not a curated record. Bases 250 to 1470 code for a protein of 406 amino acids. The transcript has a single exon. NCBI's taxonomy places the organism in Eukaryota, Fungi, Ascomycota, Eurotiomycetes, Eurotiales, Aspergillaceae.
UACUACUACGUAGUACUAGGUAGAUGCCUCAUCUUCGAAGGAACGACCCUGCGGCAACUCCCUUCAUACAUUGAGCGGCGUCCUAUCAAAAUGAAUCAGAUGGCCUAUAUAAAGUCCCUGCAUCUCACUAUCUCAUUACUGCCUCUGAUGCCAGCUCUCCGCCUGCGUUCAUCAAUCUUCGCAGCCCAAGGCUAGUCGACCAUCCACUGGAAUAUACCGCGGCUUCCUUUGCUCUCCAAAAUAGGCAGUAUGGCGGCAGAAUUUUCAGCUCUUGCUCAGUCUUGUCUUAGUCUAUGGGGUAAGCUCGUGUCAUCCGGAGAUCUUGCGGCAUUUAGCCAUGAAGUACCUCAUUCCUUUUGGGAAGAUGGACUUGGUCGAAUGAGUGUCUGCAUAUCGGAUAUUGGAGCUCAUCCAAUUUGGCAGCCAUCUCUCCAUUCCAGAUUACGCGACGCGUCACAUAUCAAAUACGAGGUAAAACGGCACCUACUGCGAUUAAAAUGGAUCCAUGAUUGCCUGCAAAAUGAACUGUUCGACCUUAGCGAUGAAGAAAGUGAGAAUGGGGGCGAGAAAAUGACCGACGAGACAAUGGAGACUUAUAUUCAAGGGCUCUAUUACUGCCUACAUGACACGAUCGAUUCACUCUACCAGUUGAUCAGGUCAGUUCGCCUGCCGGCGUGUCAUAAUAUCUUCACGCGGGUUAAGAGAGCCGAUGCAGCCCACUUCGAGUACUACGAUCGACGACACGUCCAGAGCAAAUAUCCUAACAUUUCACAAGCUAUUUCUGAUCGCCUGGGGGAAGCAAUAUCUAUCCGUCGGGCUGUUUUGCAGUAUUACGAACGUCUUCACACAGAGAUCAGUGUCAUAUCAGAUGCAGUCUCCAUUAGAACCCUGUCCGAAGCAACGACGAUCAAACUUAACCAAGAGCCUACCGAAACUCUUGAAGUUGAUGCACAGUCUAUGAUGCCUCAGACUUUGUGUUCGGAGUCCGUGGUUCAAGGAGGUAGUGGGUCAGCUAUUCCAUUGCCCCCUGCUGGAUCGACCUACGGGGCCCCAUUUACGUGUCCCUAUUGCUUCUUUAUCGUGAAUGUUAAAGACCAAAACGAGUGGAUCGAACACAUAUUCAGUGACUUGAAGCCAUAUGUUUGCGUUCUCCCUGACUGUCAAACACCCAAUCAUCUAUACGAGUGUCGCCGAGAAUGGUAUGCUCACAUGCAUGAUGAGCACAUGACAAGCUUGAGUGUUGGCGAGGUUUCCAAAUGCCUGCUUUGUGGGUGUGAGGUGACUCCAGGGGAGGUGCUAGAGGAACACCUUGCCAAACACUUGGAAGAGCUGGCGUUAUUUGCGCUACCACGGGCUAAUGUGACCGACGAAGAGAUAUCAAGAGAUAAUCUACCUGUUAUUAACGUAUUGCGAGGAAUCGAAAGACUUAGCGUUACAACUCGAGUCUCAGACGCCAUGGCUUACUCCUGAGAACGGGUCAAAUUGGCAAUUCUAG